Molecule: messenger RNA, 578 nt
Organism: Mytilus trossulus (common blue mussel)
Lineage: Eukaryota; Metazoa; Mollusca; Bivalvia; Mytilida; Mytilidae
Product: fatty acid-binding protein homolog 5-like
Exons: 4
Coding region: 1-432 (143 amino acids)
Biological process (GO): fatty acid transport
Cellular component (GO): nucleus; cytosol
Molecular function (GO): fatty acid binding
Source: RefSeq, a predicted model, not a curated record
AUGGAAGUUUAUACCGAAGUUGAACAGAAAUUCGGGGGGAGGUGGAAAAUCUACAAAAGUGAAAACUUUGAAGCAUUUCUACAAGAGGUUGGGGUUAAUGCUUUACUGAGAAAAGUAGCAACAAAAGUUUCCCCUGAAACAGAACUCACCAUGGCAGGAGGGAAAAUUAAAAUAGCAAUGAAAACAGGUUUGUUUACUAGUGUGGACGAAUUCUCAUUGGGUGAAGAAUAUAUGAAGGAAAUUCAAGGCACGUGGAUGAAGGCUAAAGGAGAAUAUGAAGAAGGAAAACUUAUUAUCGUACAAACUCCAAUAGAUCCCAAAAAUAAGAUGAAACCUCAAACAGUACACCGUGAAAUUGUUGAUGAAGAACUAGUUAUGACGCUGUUUGUUGGUGAUGUUGUUUGUAAAAGAUACUUUAAGAAAAUUACAUAAAACCAGUGUGUCUUUGACAACAAUAGAUACUUUGUCUUGUGUACAUAAUAAUGUUUUUCGCCAAUGGCAGUCAUCAGGGUUAAAGAAGAUCAGUUGUUCGACCUGUUAGUCAAACGCGUUUUGUUUAAAUGUAUUUUUUCCCUUUU